Molecule: messenger RNA, 867 nt
Organism: Protobothrops mucrosquamatus (brown spotted pit viper)
Lineage: Eukaryota; Metazoa; Chordata; Lepidosauria; Squamata; Viperidae
Gene: LRRN4CL
Product: LRRN4 C-terminal like
Exons: 1
Coding region: 1-867 (288 amino acids)
Molecular function (GO): protein binding
Source: RefSeq, a predicted model, not a curated record
AUGCAAGCUUGGACGCUCUUCCCCAUCAUGGCUUGUGGCCUCCUGAUGCUCUGCCCCCGGGGGUCCCCGACCAGCAUGGGCCACCCCUUGCCCAAACCCCUCCAAGGCCAAUACACCCCUCACCCGUCGGGCAGCCAUACCCCGCUCUCCGGACCGGAGAAAGGCUCUCCGGCGGCGUCCGACGAUUACGAAGACUACUACGAAGAUUAUUACAACAGCUUUUCAACCACCAAGACCCCCAGUUCCAGCUCCCCGGGGCCGCUGACCCCCUUUUGCGCCUACGACCGCUGCAAACACCUCCAGGUGCCUUGCGUGGAACUCAGCCAGCUGAGCAGAUGUUUGUGUCCUGGUGUCACCGGACCCGACGUGGCCCCGGACCCUCCCCGUUUACGAGCUGUCCACGUCAGCGAGACCAGAGCCAGCUUGCACUGGUGCGCCCCUUCUUCCACGGUCCACAAUUACUACCUGAAGUACCAACUCCUCGGCGAGGACUUCAUUUCAGGGCCCCCACUAAACAGCACCGUCCGCUUCACGGUGGUCCCCGGCCUCGUCCCCGGCACCGAAUAUCUCUUCUGCGUCGUUGCGGCCAACCGAGCUGGGUCCAGCCCAACGGAUGAGGGCGUUCGAGAACACGGGCCCUGCCGGCGGGUUCGAACCCCGACUCGUCAGAGGACCUAUGUCUACAUCGCGGUUGGCUUGGCCUCUGCUCUCGUCCUCGCGGGUGUCUCUGCCCUGCUUUGGCGUUUCUACGUACGGAAAGCCAAACCUGUUCAGCACGGAUCCUUGGAUAACAUCCUGGACGGAGAGGCGAGUUCGGGACAUUCCGGAACCACCAACAGCUUGUUCCAGACGGAAGAACAGCUGUGA